Adelges cooleyi (spruce gall adelgid) is the source of this 2344-nucleotide messenger RNA. RefSeq names its product dolichyl-diphosphooligosaccharide--protein glycosyltransferase subunit 1. The transcript is spliced from 2 exons. Gene Ontology annotation, cellular component: oligosaccharyltransferase complex; membrane. Bases 284 to 2092 code for a protein of 602 amino acids. The record is from RefSeq and is a predicted model, not a curated record. Lineage: Eukaryota; Metazoa; Arthropoda; Insecta; Hemiptera; Adelgidae.
ACGUUUUCGGCGUUCCGCCGUACACAUACAUGGUUUUUGAUAUUUUCGUGCUGUCGUUACUCGUGCGUGGACUAACUCGACACAGCCACCAGCAAAGGUCGGAUAUUCUUGUUUACUAUUAUUAAAAAAUAAUCAAUCGUAACAAAUAAUAAUAUUGCGUUCGAAUCAUGUUGAAAGCAGUUGCCUUCGAGUCCAAAUCCGUUUGCAUGUAAAAUCCAUCUUUGACAAACGAAAAACCUGAACAUUUUCAAACGCAGUAUUGGGUCUCAGGUUCGUAAAUAAAAUGAUCUCGCUCCACUUGCUCUUGGUGGCGAUUACUUUUUCCGCAUCUCAUUCAAUUGAAAUAAACCCCAAGAUAUAUUUAAAUAACGUCGAAUGCAUCGUAGAUAUUAGUAGCCAAUUGGUAAAAGGAGAAUGUCGGUUGUCUUUGGAAAACAACGGCGAUAAACCAGUUAAUUCCAUUUUAUAUGCAUUCGAACCAUCUUUUAAAAGUCAUAUUUCUUAUGUAUCUGCCCGUCAAGUAUCCGAGUCAAAUCGUUUGGGUUUGACUGUCAAACCUGUGACAGUCACCGGACAUCAUGACAAACAAUUUUAUCAAAUCGAUUUUAAUGCAUCUCGUCCGUUGAGGUCUAAAGGCCGAACUCCAAUUGUGGUCCAAUACAUAUUGAUUAAUGCUUUGAAUCCACAUCCCGAAGAAAUAACUCAGAAGGAUAGACAACUAAUGAUGUUUUAUGGAAAUGCAUUUUUUUACUCGCCCUACAAAAGUUUGAAGUCUUCCAUUAAGUAUCAGACAGGAACAAGACGUGUGGAAGAGUAUACUAAUUUGAAUCCAGUGACGCAAAGUUCGGGUGAUAUUAUUUAUGGCACUCACGGACCAUUGGAACCUUUUUCGUAUUCUCAAAUCAAUAUUCAUUACGAUAACAACAGUCCGUUUUUAAAAGUUACUAAACUGACGAGAACCAUCGAAAUAUCUCAUUGGGGAAAUAUAGCCGUUACGGAAGUAAUCGAUCUCGUCCAUCACGGUGCAAAAUUGAAAGGUUCGUUCUCUCGUUAUGAUUAUCAACGUGAAACCACCAAUGGUAUAGCCAGUGUGAAAUCUUUUAAAAUGUCUCUUCCGGCUUCGGCAAGCAGUGUAUAUUACCGAGACGUUAUCGGUAAUAUAUCUACCUCGAAUCAAAGAACGCUUUUGGAUUCUGUUGAAUUAGACAUUCGUCCUAGAUUCCCUCUCUUCGGCGGAUGGAAAACUCAUUACACUAUCGGCUACAAUGUACCGGCUUACGAAUACUUGUCUAGCAAUGGCGACGAUUACAUUUUGAAAAUGCGUUUAAUAGAUCAUCUGUACGACAACAUGAUAAUCGAAGAUGUAACAGUAUGCAUUAUUCUUCCCGAAGGCUCAUCGGACGUAGAGCUGCAAACGCCUUACCCGACGUCUCGUUUGCCGGACGGUCUGCAUUACACUUACUUGGACACUAUCGGAAGACCCAUGCUGAAAGUGCAAAUGUCGAACGUCGUAGAAAGUCACAUUAAGGAUUUCGAACUGAAAUACAAAUUCCCAAAAGUAUUCAUGUUCCACGAGCCGUUAAUUGUCAUCGCUGCUAUUUUUAUUUUAUUCCUCACCGUAAUCAUUUGGGUACGUCUGGACUUUUCUAUUGCCAAAGACGAGCACAGCGAAACUCGCCAACGUGUAUCCGGUUUGGUCAACGCUAUUAUCCAACACGUUGAGAAGAGAGCAUCUGUGUAUGCGUCGUGGGAAGACAGUUUAAAUAAAUUGAAACAUUCCAAAGACGUCAACGCGUACAACGCAGUUAUAAAACUGAUUCAAGCGGAUUACAAGAACGAGUCAAGUAGUAUUAACGAAUUGGCGAAUAAGUUAAAGGGAGAAUCGAACGAGUUAGCCGAUAAAUUGAACGAGGCACAAAAGGUGGAAAAAAAUUUGAAAGACAUUUUUGGGCAAGUUCAAUCUCUGUACGUCGAUAAGCUUAUUCCGGGCAAAGUAGGAAGAAACCAAUUUGUCGACACAGACAAUGGAUUGAAAAGAAAAAAGGACGAACUCCAAGAAAAAAUCAACCAAUUAUUAAAAUCAUUUUAUUAGAACAAUACUGCAAUGUAUACUGUUUCUUUCCUUUUUUCUAUGAAUUUGGCUUUAUAGUUAGGUUUAUUCAUUAAUAAUUAUUCGAACACGUGUUCUAUAAAAUCAGUUUUAUUCUUACAAUUUUUUUUAAUUGUACCAGUAACUCUUAUCAUUACUUGCACUUCUUUAAUAAAAAAAAAAAAUUAAAUUAGCCUAAAUUUCCAAGAAUAUAUUUCUACUUAAAAUACCAAAAAUAGAACAAAACCAUUUGUA